Molecule: messenger RNA, 2265 nt
Organism: Penicillium bovifimosum
Lineage: Eukaryota; Fungi; Ascomycota; Eurotiomycetes; Eurotiales; Aspergillaceae
Product: putative actin polymerization protein Bzz1
Exons: 5
Coding region: 1-2265 (754 amino acids)
Biological process (GO): regulation of actin filament polymerization
Molecular function (GO): protein binding
Source: RefSeq, a predicted model, not a curated record
AUGGCGGCCGCUGACGUUGCCCCUCGAUUCGGGGCAGAGUUGAAGGACUCUUUCAAGCCCGUCAAUAAUUGGGUCUCAAACGGUAUAUCGUGGGUGGACGAGAUACAGCAAUUCUACCGCGAGCGCAGCGCUAUCGAGAAGGAAUACGCAUCCAAGUUAACACUGCUUUGCAAAAAGUACUAUGACCGCAAGUCGAAGAAGAUCAGCACCUUGAGUGUCGGCGAUACACCCACCCUCACCCCCGGCUCUCUCGAAAGCGCAUCACUCACGACAUGGACGACGCAAUUAAACGCCGUGGAAUCUCAUGCCGCCGAACGAGACAAGUUUGCGUCGGAGUUAAUAGUGCAAGUGGCAGAUCCCCUGAAACAAGCCGCUACCCAAUAUGAAGAGAUUCGCAAAUGCCAUGUUGAAUAUCAUGGGAAGCUAGAAAAGGAACGUGAUGCCGUAUAUGGUGAUCUUAAAAAGGCCAAGGGGAAAUACGAUGGCGCGUGCCAGGAGGUGGAGGCCCGCAGAAAGAAGAUGGAGUCGGCGUUCGACCAUGGAAAGACCAAGGCGCAGGCGGCAUAUCAACAACAAAUACUGGAGAUGAACAACUACAAGGCAUGGCUCAUUCACCAGACAACUUUCCCGUCCCGACUACUAAUUUGCAGACAGAAUCUGUAUCUUAUCAGCAUCAAUGUGACAAAUAAGCUGAAGGAGAAGUUCUAUCAUGAAUAUGUCCCUGAAGUAAUCGAUGGCCUGCAAAACAUCAACGAAACACGUGUGCAAAAAAUGAACUCUAUAUGGACUCUCGCUGCUCAGCUGGAGAAGGCAUCUCUUUCAAAUAGUACACAACACAUGGCCAAUUUGCUGGUCGAAAUUCCUCGCAAUAACCCAAUUCUGGAUUCUCUGAUGUUCCUUCAGCACAAUGUGACUCAGUCGCAGGAGCCUGCGAAUCUCGGGUUUGAGCCAAGCCCAGUGUGGCAUGACGAUGCUUCGAUCGUCGUCGAUGAGGCGGCCAAGGUCUUCCUGCGCAAUGUUCUGGGCAAGAGCAAAACUCAGGUUCGCGAGCUACGAGUUGAGUCUGACAAGAAGAAGCGCGAGGUCGAAGGAAGCAAAAAGGUGCGAGAGAAUAUCCAACAAGGCAAGGAUAAUCGAAACGAGCUAGAUGUGGUGCGAUCUAUUUUCUACAUUCAAGAAUCUUUGCACGAGGUUGAUCGCAAAUGGGUCACAGCCGAAAUAGAGACGGCGACUAUCAUGGCAGUGGCUGGAGACUUGUCAUUUGGAGCCCAGAACCACAACUUCCGCUCUCAAACAUUCAAAAUCCCAACGAAUUGCGACCUUUGUGGCGAGCGAAUCUGGGGCUUGUCUGCCAAGGGCUUCGAUUGUCGGGAUUGUGGCUACACUUGUCAUAGCAAAUGCCAAAUGAAGGUGCCCCCGGAGUGUCCGGGCGAGCAGACCAAGGAGGAGAAGAAGAAACUCAAGGCUAUGCGACAGGAACAGGCUGGCUCUCUGCCUACUGUUGAUAUCGACGCCGCACCUGCAGUGUCUCCUGCUGCCCCGUCCCUAACACGACAAAACACAAUGACCUCUCUUAGCUCGGGAUAUGCGGCCAGUACAGCUCGGUCAGUAUCGAACGUUGCUACUCAGCCUACACCAGAAACCCCGGCAGAGGAGGCUCCAACCCCUGUGGCAGAGACAAAGCCUGCUGCCGCAAGAAGGAAUCGGGUGCUAGCGCCUCCCCCAACAGCAUACAUGACUGCACCGCCACCAAGCGACGUAGGCUCGAAGUCGAAAGAGCCACGCGGUAAGAUGCUGUACGCAUAUCAGGCUACUAGUUCAGACGAGGUGACUGUGGAAGAUGGUGAUGACGUAGUCAUCGUCGAACCAGAUGACGGUUCUGGAUGGAUGCGUGUGCGCGCAGGAGGUAAAGAAGGCCUUGUUCCGGCAGCGUAUGUCGAAGCCGCCCCAACACCAUCGCCUGUGCCAGCCGCUACCCCUGGUCCUGACCGACCUGGCUCAACGUACUCCAAUUCCUCGGCGUCACUGGCAGGCAGUGCCGCGACAAAGCGUGUCGGACCAGCCGUUGCGCCCAGACGAGGCGCCAAGAAGGUGCAAUAUGUCGAGGCAUUGUACGAGUACGAAGCUCGCAGCGACAUGGAGUGGAACAUGGCCGAAGGCGACCGCUUCGUCUUGAUCAACCGAGACAGCGGUGAUGGGUGGGCCGACGUCGAACGAGGUGGCGUUACCAAGAGCGUUCCGGCAAACUACAUCCAGGAGGUGUAG